AUGUCAUAUGGGAAACUGUCAAAUUUUCCAAAAAGUUGUCCUAUUGCAGUAAUCAGUAAAAAUUUAAUUAUUUUUGCAAUUAACAGCAAAUUUGUCAAGCUGGCAUCGAGAAAAUUAUUAUUUGUGUCCUUCCACAGUUUCUCGCCAACUUUGUGCAACCGGGCCAGCCAUUUUAGCAACAGAAGAGGUAUCGCCUCAAUGGGGUCUCCACUACACCGGGCGCCGCGGCAGCCCCCCGGCGCUGGGGGCGGGGGCGCGGGUACCACGGCCAGGACCGCUGUCACCCCAACGGAGCCCAUGGUGAAGAGAUAUGACAACAUUGUCAAGAGUCAGGAGGAUAAGAGGGAGUAUCGAGGUCUGGAGCUGUCCAACCGGCUGAAGGUGCUCCUCAUCAGCGACCCCAAGACCGACAAGUCUGCUGCCGCCAUGGACGUCAAUAUUGGUUACCUGAGUGACCCUGAGGAGCUGCCGGGGCUGGCGCACUUCUGUGAACACAUGCUGUUCCUCGGCACCAAAAAAUACCCAGAGGAGAACGAAUACAACAAGUUCCUCUCGGAACACGGCGGCUCGUCCAACGCGUCCACGUCCAGCGACCACACCACCUACUACUUCGACGUCAUGCCCGACCACCUGCCCAUGGCCCUCGACAUUUUCGCACAAUUCUUCAUCGCGCCCCUCUUCACGGAAUCAGCCACGGAGCGAGAGAUCAACGCCGUCAACUCCGAACACGAGAAGAAUACCUCUAGCGACACCUGGCGGCUGGACCAGCUUAAUAAGAGCUCUGCGAGUAAAGAACACCCGUAUCAUAAGUUUGGGACAGGCAACAAAGACACCCUGGACCGGAUCCCCAAGGAGAAAGGCAUCGACGUGCGCGCCGAGCUCCUGAAGUUCCACGGCGCGUGGUACUCCGCGGAUAUCAUGACACUAGCCGUUUGUGGAAAAGAAUCCCUCGACGAGCUAGAAGCGCUAGUCACCCCCCUAUUCUCAGCUAUAGAAGAGAAGGGGGUGACCGCCCCAACAUGGCCCGAAGCGCCAUUCCCACCGGAGUUGCGCAAAAAGCGAGCUUAUUGCAUGCCCGUUAAGGACUUGAGGUCGCUGUCGAUUGAUUUCCCUGUGCCGGAUUCGACGGCGCAUUAUAAGAGUGCUCCGGGCCACUACCUGUCCCACCUGCUGGGCCACGAGGGCCCCGGCAGCCUGCUCGCCGCGCUCAAGGCCAGGGGAUGGUGCAACAGUCUAGUAGGCGGCACGCGUAUAGGCGCCCGAGGCUUCGGGUUCUUCGGAGUACAAGUGGACCUCACUGAGGACGGCAUCGAGCAUAUUGACGACAUCAUCGAGUUGGUGUUCCAGUACAUAUCCCUCCUCCGCUCCGAAGGCCCGGUGCGCUGGGUGUGGGAGGAGCAGCGGGACCUCGCCUCCACGGAGUUCCGGUUCAAAGACACUCAGGAGCCCCGCAGUCUGGUCACCUCGCAUGUUCACCUUAUACAGCAAUUCCCCAUGGAGGACGUGCUCAGCGCGUACUACAUAAUGUCGGAGUGGAGGCCCGACCUCAUUGAGGAGCUACUCAAUCUGCUCACCCCGGAGAAUGUCAGAGUGGGGAUCGUGGCCAAAGCCUUUGCCGACAAAUGCACGAUGGUGGAGCCGUGGUACGGGACCAAGUAUCUACAGGAAGACAUUGAUGAGGCAACUAUUCAGAAAUGGAAGAACACUAAGCACUCUGAAGAAUUACACCUGCCGCCUCCCAACGAGUACAUACCGGCCAACCUGGACAUCGACCCCAGCAAGGACCCGACACAAGACUCAGUGGCUCCGUGCAUAGUGCGAGACUCGGCGCUGCUGCGGCUGUGGUACAAGCGCGACCACGAGUUCCUGUUGCCUAAAGCUGUGGCCACUUUUGACUUCAUCAGUCCCCUGGCGUACUCGGAGCCGCUGUCGUGCGGGCUGGCCUCGCUCUGGGUGCUGCUGCUGAGGGAUAAGCUGCAACAGGGCGGCUAUGCGGCUGAGUUGGCCGGCCUGCGGGGAUCUGUUGGCAACGCCAAAUACGGACUCAGUGUGACCAUAGACGGAUACGACGACAAACAACACAUACUCUUGGACAAGAUUAUCGACGAAUUAGUCAACUUCAAGUGCGACCCGAAAAGGUUCGAAAUAAUGAAAGAGAACCACAUCCGAGCCAUCAAGAACUUCGACGCGGAACAGCCGUACCAACACGCCGUGUACCAGCAGGCGCUGUGUCUGAGCGAGCUGGCGUGGACCAAGGGACAGCUUCUAGAAGCCGCCGAAGCAAUGACCCCGGAGAUGCUGAACGACUUCGCGCACCGCUUCAUGAGGAAGGUGCACGUGGAGGGGCUGAUCUACGGCAACGUGUCCCGCGAGAGGGCGCUCCGCAUUGCCACACGCCUGGAAGAGAAAUUACCAAAAGAUGCGAUGCCAUUGUUGGCUCAACAGUUGCUACUCCAUCGCGAUGUCGAGUUAGAUAAAGGCUCAUCCUACCUGCGCAUAGUGAACAACUCAGUCCACAAAUCCUCUUGCGCAUCUCUAUACUACGCGUGCGGGGGGCGCGCGCCGCGCGAGCACGCCGCGCUCGAGCUGUGCGCGCAGCUCCUGGCCGAGCCCGCCUUCACGCAGCUACGGACUAAGGAGCAACUCGGCUACAUAGUGUUCAGCGGCGUGCGGCGCUCCAACGGCACGCAGGGGCUGCGCCUCAUCGUGCAGGGGGACCGCCACUCCGAGUACUUGGAGGAGAGGAUAGAGGCCUUCUUGCACUCUAUGGAGGCCUACAUAAGAGACAUGCCCGAAGAGGAGUUCAUCAAGCACCGCUCGUCGCUCGCGGCGCAGAAGCUGGAGCGGCCCAAGCGCAUGUCCAGCGCCGCCAGCCAGCUGUGGAGCGAGAUCACCACGCAGUUGUACAACUUCGACCGUGCGCGUGUCGAGGUUGAGCAGCUGCAGACUAUCAGCAAGGAAGAACUGUUGGAGUUCUUUAUGCGUCACAUAAGCGCGGACUCUGACAGCCGGCGCAAGUUGUCAGUGCGCGUGGUGGCCACCGCAGGUGCCGACCCCGAGCCGAAGGAGGCCACGGAGAAGGAGGAGAAAGCACGGCCUACCCUCAUCACAGACCUGGUCGAGUUCAAGAAUCGUCGCUCUCUGCACCCGCACCCGGCGCCCCACACCAACAUACCGCGCAAAGGAGCGCACUGCAAGCUGUGAGCGACCGGGUUCCGGCACGCUGGUUUAGGUUAAUCAACGGUUAACCUCUAAAGACACAUACAAUCGCGAGCUAUGAUAUAAUUUCCACUGGUAUAGUAUAGGGGACAUAACUUCAUUAUUACGUUUCCCAGAAUAUACACCCUAGGUUAUUGACGUUGAUAAACUUGUUUAAUGAGCGUUCCGCCAAUCAAAAGCCGUAUUUAUGGCGAAUCGCGAUAUAUGAACGUUUAUUUAUGUCAAUAUCAAUGGGGCCUUACCAUCAAAGCUUUAUAGACAUGCUAAAUGCUGCCUAGAUCUAGAUUCUUGGCUCCACUUUUAUACCUAUUUCCGGAGUUAAAGAGUUUCUAGUGUUAAAGUACAGUUUAAUUCAUGAUUAUAAAGCUAUUCGGAAACUGGCAAAGGUGUAAAACAUGCAAAAAAUUCUUUUGAAAAUGACAUUUAAUAAAAG
Molecule: messenger RNA, 3652 nt
Organism: Plutella xylostella (diamondback moth)
Lineage: Eukaryota; Metazoa; Arthropoda; Insecta; Lepidoptera; Plutellidae
Gene: Ide
Product: Insulin degrading metalloproteinase
Biological process (GO): peptide catabolic process
Cellular component (GO): cytosol; mitochondrion
Molecular function (GO): metal ion binding; metalloendopeptidase activity
Source: RefSeq, a predicted model, not a curated record